AUGAAUGACAAGAAGAAUCACCUUAUGCAAGAAGAUAUACAACAGAAUCAGCCUAGUGGAACAAGUUCUUACUUUGAGAUGCCAGAUAAACCUUUGCACCAGAGGGUGUUAGAAAGGUCAUUACCAUACCUUGUUGAUAAGCUUAACCCACAUCCGUUGCUGGACUAUUUAGUAGCAGAAGAGGUAUUACCACAAAGCAUUGCCAGUGAUAUCAAAGAAAAACGUAAAAUAUCUGAUGUUAUAACGGAACUUAUACAUUGUAUCAAAACAAGAGAUGAAUCCUUAUUCCUUACUGUUAAGGAAGGUUUGAAGUCAACAGGACAGGGCGAGCUAGCGGAAAAACUUAAUGCCAUAGAAACAGACCUUAAUAUUGAGAUAAAAGCGGACCAGACAUCAGCUGACUCUGAUUCAGAAUUUUCUGAUGCGCCAGACCAUGUAGAGCCAAUAGAAAAAGAUUCUAAUAUUGACAGAAUUAUUCAAAAGUUUGGCUUAGAAAAUAAAAUGGAUCAAAAAAUACAAGUAUCAGACGUGGUUCAAUUAGACGUUUUUGAAAACGCAGACAAACAAAAAAAUGAUCAAGAUUUACCGUUUAUUUUUCUACAGCAUAUAUUGUCUGGUAACAGUGGUGCAUUUAACUACAAAUCCUAUCUACCUGGUGAUGACAGUGGAAGUAGUAAAUUCGAUCAGUCAAUGAUGUUUAUGAAUGCAAGAGGUGACUUUAAUACAGAAAAAAAUUUCAGUGUCAGCGAUCGCGAUUUCAUCAAUUCUGUUACAGAUACUGUUGUUGUUAUCCUUGAUUUAAUGACUUUUUUAAGCCAUACAACAUCAUUAGGAGAACAAAUACAGCGUUUUUCUUCCGUUUUGUUACUCUUUGUCGGUGAAAUAAGAGUAAAUGAUGACACAAAAACAAAAUUAAAGGACUUUGAAACGAAUGUCAUAAAUCAUAGCAAAUUGAAUUUACACAUAAUUGCAACUCACACAGGUAUGAAGGAGAGAAAUUCAACAGAUAUAGUUGCAGAUGUUAAGUUUGCCAUAUGCAAAUUUGUACAUGAAAAAGAAUUUGAUUUAAAAACAUUUGGUUCAAGAGUUGGAAAGUCUAUAAAAACUGACGAAACAUCUUGUUGCAAGGAAGCCUAUCAAUCAGCUAAGUUGUUGAUUGCAGAAAUCGGGAAAAUAUCGCCAGAAACACACAUAAUUGAGAAGGUUACACCGGUACAAAGUAAAAUUACAAAAUUGCUAGGUACACUUAUUAAAGACAGUUACAGUAAUAGUUCGCUAUGUGCAUUUGAUGAUCAAACAAAGAAAAUACCACAAGCAAGGCUAUUAAAAAGAGAGCAAAUAACAUCGGUGAUAAAAAUCUUCAGCAAAUCACUGGUACAGAAUAGAAACCGCUGUUCUUUUCUUCAGCUGUAUUUGUCUUCUUUAAAGCUACUGCUUGAAAGAAGAAAACGAUUGGCACCUCAAAAUUUGUUUGAUAUGUCAAAAACAUUCGAUACAGAAGAAAAUGCAUUUUUAGAGAUCGAACAUCUUUUCCGUGAAAUUGCUCAUAUUUGCGACUCUAUUGAAAUAUCUGGGACAAGCAGUGAAAGCAUUGAUUUCCCUCACGUGAACGAAUUAGUCGAUGUUGUCUCGAGUCUAAUGGUACAGGGAUAUAGUUUUGAACUACUUGAUGCAGAACAUUUUUUUAUUCCCACAGAAUGGAUAAAACUAAUCUUAAGUGAAGUCAAUAGAAAAAUCAAUGAAAAACAAUUGCUUGUUCUAUCAGUUCUUGGUGUACAAAGUUCGGGGAAAUCCACGUUGCUGAACACAAUGUUCGGAUUCCAAUUUCCUACCAGCUGUGGAAGAUGCACAAGAGGAAUACAUAUGAGGUUGGUUCCUCUUGUAAAAAGGAAAAAUGAAUUAUCCACCGUACCAUUUGAUUAUAUUCUAGUAAUUGAUACCGAAGGUAUAAGAGCGCCAGAAUGUCUUGACACGCAAGAAACAUAUUACCAAAGAGACAAUAAACUUUCAACAAUAAUAGUUGGUCUAGGAGAUGUAACUAUUCUAAAUGUAAUGGGCGAAAGUAUUUCAGAAAUGCAUGAUAUUUUGCAAAUUCUUGCACACGCAUUCUUGCGCUUAAAACUAGCGAACAACAGUCUUGAUAUUCGCAAAAGCUGUUUUCUUAUACAUCAAAAUGUUUCUGAGAUGCAAGCUCCAAUGAAGUUAAAAGCUGGUUUAACGCAUGCUUUGCAAAUUUUAGACAAAGCUACUAAAGAGGCUGCAGAAUUCGAAGGCAUAUCCGACAUAACAACGUUUCAUGAUGUUAUAAAAUUCGAAAGAGAGUCAAAUGUAUUUUACUUUCCGAAUCUCUGGCAUGGAAAUCCGCCAAUGGCAAGUAUCAACCGGAUGUAUUGCGACCGAGUCAAUGUUUUGACAACGAGACUAUUUAAAGAAUCUCUUCAUGAUCGAGGAAAAUCCUUUAAAACUUUAGAAGAUAUCGCUACACAUGUGCAUGAUCUAUGGAAAGGUGUUUUAGCAGAAAAUUUUAUAUUUUCUUUCCGUAAUAACAUUGAAAAAAAAGCUUACAUAGAAAUGGAAAAAUUUAUAAGGGAUACAUUUUGGUUGCUUGAAAGUUCUUUUGACGACGAGUCACUACAAAUGGUUCAGAAAAGGUUUUCAAAAUGUGACGAUCAUGACUCUUUAAAACGUACAUUAGAAGAAAUACCAUUGUCAAUUAAAGAGUUGAUAUCAAAACACAAGCAAAAGGCGUUCGAUAAGAUGGAAGUUUUUUUUCAAGGGAACAAAUAUAAGGAAAUGCUAGUUAGAUGGAAGGAGCAGUCAUUGAAUCGCUUAGACAUGUUCUGUAAAAUAAUUGAUGACAACAGAAAUAUGGAGAUUGCCACUUUGUACAAAAAACGCAAGGUAGACAUAAUGAUAACAAUGAUGUGUAUAAAGCAUAAAGAUCAACUCAGAAGAAAAUCACUUGAGCUUGCAAAUGAGUUGCGUGCAUCCGGAACAACGAUUGACAAGAAUGAGAAGAUUGCAAGAUUUGAACAUAUAUGGGAAACCAUUGUAACAGAAUCAUUAAGCUUUGUUAAAACCCAACCUGAAAAAAGUUCAUUAAGAGAUGACUGUAUUUUCUUUCUUCAUAAUGUUUUUGGAAGUCAAUCUGCUUUAUUGAACCGUUUUCUAAAAGGUGAUACAUUUGAUGAAGGACAUGAAUUAAAACAUUUAUCGGGAUCAUUUGUGAAAACCGAAAUAGAUAUAAGUGAUAUAAGUAUGUCAAAGAAAAAAAUCGUUAAAAGUAAAAAAAAUGAGAAAAAUUCAUCAGAAAAAUUUGAGGAAAAAUUGAAGCUAGUGCAAUGUGCAACGGAAAAUCUAUUUCUGACAAUUGACACAAGAGUAGAACUUACCUGCCAAAGGAAUGAAAUAAUUACUAAUCGAGAUUUGAAACAAGUUUUGAAUGACACUUUUAAGUCAGUUAAAGAAAUCUCUACAAACCAAAGCCACCAUUUCACAAUGAAAAUAACGUAUCAGAUAAAAGUUUUAGUGCAUGUAAGUAAAUAUUUAUGUAGACGUUUUGAAGCUGAGAAUAUAGAACAUUUGCAGUCACAUAGCAUAACAGCACGUUUAGAUACAUAUCGUAAACAGAUGCAAGAGAGGUUCUUUGCGUAUUUAGAGGAAAGAAAAGCUGAAGACACAGCAGUAUGCUUAAUGCAUGGAAUGAUUGAAAACUUGCUAAGUGAGAAUAUUAAAGAGAAUUUGACAAGGAAAGUAAAGUUUGUUUUAAAAUUUACUUUACCACAACUGAAAUAUGAUUUGCUCAUUGCUAUUCUGACUGAGCUUAUGGAAAAUGACGAUUUUGACCAAUUUAAAUCUUACAUUCUUAGCCCAAAAGAUCAUGCAUAUCUUUGGGUCAAUCAAAAGGCAAAACGUUUUUUAUUUUCACAGAGUACCGUAAUGUAUUCAGGAGUUGCAGAAAGAGAAAUAACAAACUUAUUUCAAGUUAUCGAACACAAUUUGAAAAAGAGUACCACAAAUUUUCAAGACAACAAAGCGACAAUAGAAAAUUGGAUUGAAACUUUUAAAUCAUUAAACGACACAUUUACAUUUCCAAACGAUUGUUUUAAUAAUGUUGCAAGGGAAUUUGAAAAUUUAGAAUGUAUCCAGAUUGUUGAUUUUGUAAAUAAAAUCAUUGACAAAUUAGAUCAAACAAAAGCAUCGCUUAUAGACAUGUACAGAAAUGUAACUGAAGAAACUAUAAGAUGGAAUGGAUGUAACCCAGUAGAUAAAUUAUUUGAAGAUAUUUGGGGCUGUUCGGAGCAAUGUAUGUUUUGUGGAGAGCCCUGUAUCAAAAGUAAACAGCAUGAUACGUGUCAUAUGUGUCUGCAGCACAGGCCUUUAGGAAUAUCAGGUGUUUUUGAUGAAGGAACUGGAGAUAUAUUUCUGACAUCGUGUCAUGUGAAUGUAACAGGUGAUGGAAAUGUUCCGUGUACUUUUAUUAACUUUCGAUGCAAUCCACAGAAAAGGAAUGAUUGCAAAGACAAAAGGCACAAAUUUCAAGACUACAAAUCAAUAGUAAGUACAUGGGAUAUUGAACCAGUUAGAUUAAUGGAAGAUUGUUCGUUGUUUUGGAUGUGGUUUAUGGGGAAAUAUAAACAGCAGCUCGGUGAAUAUUAUCACAUAAACACAGAAAAUAUCCCAUCGACGUGGAACGAAAUUCAAGAGAAACGAGCUCUUGAUAGUUUGUGUAACUUGCGUGCAUCGAAUAUAGAUCGGAUUGGUUCGGUUUUAAAAUAA
Molecule: messenger RNA, 4779 nt
Organism: Ruditapes philippinarum (Manila clam)
Lineage: Eukaryota; Metazoa; Mollusca; Bivalvia; Venerida; Veneridae
Product: interferon-induced very large GTPase 1-like
Exons: 7
Coding region: 1-4779 (1592 amino acids)
Biological process (GO): regulation of apoptotic process
Molecular function (GO): GTP binding
Source: RefSeq, a predicted model, not a curated record